Molecule: messenger RNA, 291 nt
Organism: Heterobasidion irregulare TC 32-1
Lineage: Eukaryota; Fungi; Basidiomycota; Agaricomycetes; Russulales; Bondarzewiaceae
Exons: 2
Source: RefSeq, a predicted model, not a curated record
UAUGCCUCCCCGGGACAAUAUGGGGAGUCAGCGCGGAACAACACCCCGCCGUCCUUGGGACGGGUCGAGGCCCGGCGGUAUGGGUAUCUUCAAGGUGCGGGUGUCGUUGCCACCCCUAUCUAUGGCGCGGACCCGUAUGCGCCAUAUCAGAUCAUGGCGCAUUACACUUACUAUGGUUUACCUCUUCUUUUCCGUAGGCUAUCAUUCGCCACCGAUGGACCCCAUGGCAUCACUGCCGCGAUACGAUGUCACUCCGGAAGCUGUGGUCAGUGCGAUAGUUUUGUGAAGUGA